GGCCACCACUGUUUCCGGGUCGAACCUUUUACACAAUACAAAAGGGAUUGCAUUGCAUCUCUGAAACUGUAACCAUAUAAACCCUAAACCCCAACUGAACCCAAACACUACACUCUCUCUAUUCCGAUUCAAUGGCUGUCAACGACGCCGAUCAAUCUCACAAACCUCACAGGUUACGUCAAGCCGGUCCCAAGAAGAAGACCAACAAGCCUAAGAAGAAACGAGAUGGCGAUGACGAUGACGACGGUCAGAUUAUGCAAAACCCUAAAGCUUUCGCAUAUUCUUCAUCGAAAAAAAAUAAAAGAUUGCAAUCACGCACCGCCGAGAAAGAACAGCGCCGUCUUCAUGUUCCUAUUAUUGAUCGUAGUUACGGUGAACCUCCUCCUUUUGUCAUUGUUGUGCAGGGUCCUCCUCAGGUUGGGAAAUCACUUUUGAUUAAGUCUUUGAUUAAGCAUUAUACAAAGCAAAACUUGCCUGAAGUUCGUGGUCCAAUUACAAUUGUAUCAGGAAAGCAAAGGCGGUUGCAAUUUGUGGAAUGCCCAAAUGAUAUCAAUGGAAUGAUAGAUGCGGCUAAGUAUGCUGAUCUAGCACUUCUUCUUAUAGAUGGAAGUUAUGGUUUUGAAAUGGAAACAUUUGAGUUUCUCAAUAUUUUGCAAGUUCAUGGGUUCCCAAAGGUCAUGGGGGUUCUUACUCAUCUUGAUCAUUUCAAGGAUGUUAAAAAGUUGAGGAAAACGAAACAACGGCUCAAACACCGAUUUUGGACCGAAAUAUAUGAUGGAGCUAAAUUGUUUUACUUAUCUGGCCUUAUUCAUGGAAAAUAUGUCAAGCGUGAAGUUCACAAUCUUGCUCGAUUCAUAUCAGUCAUGAAGUUUCAUCCUUUAUCUUGGCGAACUUCCCAUCCCUAUGUUUUGGUGGAUCGUUUUGAAGAUAUCACUCCUCCUGAACAAGUGCAUGCAAAUAAUAAAUGUGACAGAAAAGUCACACUUUAUGGCUAUCUUAGAGGUUGUAAUUUGAAAAGUGGCAAUAAGGUCCACAUAGCUGGAGUGGGUGAUUAUAGUUUAGCUCAUGCAACUGGUUUACCCGAUCCAUGCCCUCUUCCAUCUGCUGCCAAAAAGAAAGGACUGCGUGAUAAAGAAAAGUUGUUUUAUGCUCCCAUGUCUGGUGUUGGGGAUCUUUUGUACGAUAAAGAUGCUGUGUACAUAAAUAUUAAUGAUCACUUUGUUCAAUUUUCAAAAGUUGAUGAUGGAAACUCUGCUAUGACGAACAAAGGAAAGGAAAGGGAUGUAGGAGAGGUGUUGGUGAAAUCUCUUCAGGAUACCAAAUUCUCAAUCAAUGAAAAGCUAGAGAAUAGCUUCAUCAAUUUUUUUGGCCAAAGGCUAAAAGUGUCACCAGACGCUCUAGGUGAUGCACCAGGUACAAACAAUGAUGUAGAGCAGGAUGGAAAUCUGGAGACUCAGCCUGUAGCUGGUAUGGGUGGUAAAGAUAAUAAUGAAAUGGAUUCUAAUGGUUCAGAAUCGUCUGAUGACGAUGAGGUCCAUGAUCCUGAUGUUGAUGGCGAUGCCAGUAAAACUACAAAUGGUAACCACUUAAAUGAACAGAUUGAGUUUCACAAUGGAAGACAAAGGAGAAAAGCAAUCUUUGGAAAUGAUGUUGAUCAAAGUGAUCUAGUGGAUUCAGAAGAAGAAGAAGAUGAUGAAGAAGAAGAUGAUGAAGAAGAAGAUGAAGAAGAAGAGGAUGGGGAAUCUUCCGAUUCAGAAUCUUCAAAAGAGGAUGAAGAUGACACGGAUGAAGAUGACGUGGGAAAUGUUUCGAAGUGGAAGGAGUCGCUGGCUGAAAGAACACUCGCACGAAAAGCUACUAGUUUGAAGCAAGUCGUGUAUGGGGAAUCUACUAAUAAUUCAACUUCUAUGAAUGAAGAGUAUGAUAGUGGUGAGGAUGACGAAGACUUUUUUCUUCCUAUAGAAGAACAAAUGAAAAAGCAAAAAAGUAGACAUGGACCGGAUGAUACAAUGGUUGACGCUGAGGAUUGUUCCAAGUGUGUCAAACUUAUGAGCCAGAAAUGGAAUGAGAAAGAUAACGAGGAGAUUCGCAACCGUUUUGUGUCUGGGAAUUUGGCAAAAGCUGCACUCAGAAAUUCACAGCAAAAAGCUAAUACUGAAGAGAAAGAUGAUGUCUAUGGUGACUUUGAAGAUUUAGAAACAGGAGAAAACUACAAGUUUUAUCUGACAGAUAAUGCGACAACAACACAGAUGGGAGUUGAUUCAGUAGCUGAGGAGCGGAGGCUUGAGAAACUUGCUAAACGCGCAAUAUUUGAUUCUCAAUAUAAUGAUGACCCUGGGACACCAGAGGAAGAGACUGGAAAUGAAAAUGAAGCCAAGAUUCAUCGUGAUCAACCCAAUGAAAGUAACUAUCUUGACAAGUUAAAGGAGGAUAUUGAGCUUCAAAAACAAACGAAUAUUGCUGAACUGAACGAUCUUGAUGAGGAUACAAGAUUAGAGUUAGAAGGCUUCCGAACCGGGACAUACUUACGAUUGGAGGUUCAUAAUGUUCCGUAUGAAAUGGUUGAACACUUUGAUCCCUACCAUCCAAUAUUGGUUGGAGGGGUUGGUUUAGGGGAGGAAAAUGUUGGAUACAUGCAGGCCAGGUUAAAGCGGCAUAGGUGGCACAAGAAAGUCCUGAAGACUAGAGAUCCAAUUAUUGUUUCGGUUGGAUGGAGGCGUUACCAGACAACACCAGUUUAUGCUAUUGAGGAUCACAAUGGAAGGCAUCGAAUGCUAAAAUACACUCCAGAGCACAUGCAUUGCCUUGCUAUGUUUUGGGGCCCUCUUGCACCUCCCAACACUGGAAUAAUUGCUGUUCAGACUUUAUCAAACAAUCAGGCAACUUUUAGGAUUACCGCAACUGCAGUUGUUGUUGAGUUUAAUCACGCUGCAAGGAUAAUGAAGAAAAUCAAAUUGGUUGGCUAUCCGUGCAAGAUAUUCAAGAAAACAGCACUUAUCAAGGAUAUGUUUACUUCAGAUCUUGAAGUACCUCGGUUUGAAGGAGCGGCUAUUCGAACAGUCAGUGGGAUUAGGGGACAGAUCAAGAAGGUUGCAAAAGAAGAGUUAGGUAACAAACCAAAAAGGAAGGGUGGGCAAACCAAAGAAGGGAUUGCUAGAUGUACUUUUGAAGACAAAAUUCUGAUGAGUGACAUUGUUUUCCUGCGAGCAUGGACUCAAGUUGAAGUUCCUCAGUUUUAUAAUCCCUUAACAACAGCAUUGCAGCCACGCGACCAGACCUGGAAAGGAAUGAGAACUGUUGCAGAAUUGAGAAGAGAUCACAAUCUUCCUAUACCUGUAAACAAAGAUUCUCUUUACAAGAAAAUUGAAAGGAAGCCUAGAAAGUUCAAUCCAGUGGUGAUUCCCAAGAAGCUACAGGCAAAUCUUCCCUUUGAAUCAAAACCUAAACAUCAACCCAAGCGAAAAAGGCCUAGGCUUGAAGAGAGAAGGCAAAAGGGUGUUAUUGAAGAAUCUCAUGAGCGGAAAAUUCGUGGUCUUGUUCAACAAUUACAGUUAAUGAACAAUACCAAGAUGAAAAAACGAAACCUUAAGGAAAAGGAAAAGAAAAAAGCUUGGGAAAAAGAGAAAAAGAAAGAGGAGGAGUUGUCGAAAAAGCGCAAGAGAGAGGAAAGACGAGAAAAAUACCGGAAAGAAGACAAGCUCAAUAAGAAAAGUCGAAGAGCCUAGGUUUGAAUUUCUGAAAAUUGAUUUGAGUUUUGUCUUGUCAAGGGUCAGAAUUUCAACGAGUUUUGGUAAUAUGCAAUGCAAAUGGAUCCAUCAUUUAUUAUUACCUUCAAAAAAGGAAAAGCAUUUAUUAUUAUUAUUAUUAUUAGGAGAAUGUUAUCAUGUGCCCUUAAGGCAUAUGUUAAGGAAGCAAAAGUAUCUUGGCCAUCAUUGAUUAAGACUGUUUUGGAAAUGGCGGCUUUGGUAGUUUGCUCUCUAACUCAUCCUGAAUAUUAAUUAUUUUUUACUAUUGCUUGUGGAAAAGAUUGUUUCAUUAUUGCUAGGAAUUUUUUCUUA
Molecule: messenger RNA, 4058 nt
Organism: Trifolium pratense (red clover)
Lineage: Eukaryota; Viridiplantae; Streptophyta; Magnoliopsida; Fabales; Fabaceae
Product: ribosome biogenesis protein BMS1 homolog
Exons: 17
Coding region: 132-3725 (1197 amino acids)
Biological process (GO): ribosome biogenesis; maturation of SSU-rRNA from tricistronic rRNA transcript (SSU-rRNA, 5.8S rRNA, LSU-rRNA); endonucleolytic cleavage of tricistronic rRNA transcript (SSU-rRNA, 5.8S rRNA, LSU-rRNA)
Cellular component (GO): nucleus; 90S preribosome
Molecular function (GO): GTPase activity; GTP binding; U3 snoRNA binding
Source: RefSeq, a predicted model, not a curated record